GGGCCCUAGGCUGAGGGACCGGGAGAAGCGGAAAUCACUCUGUGAGGCAGUGGCGACGGCGAGAGGAUGAACAACAAGUUCGACGCAGAGAGAGGAAGGGAGAGAGAGAGACACUGACAUGAGAGAGAAACAUCGAUUGGUUGCCUCCCGUACACACCCCAACCGGGGAUCGAAUCCACAACUUAGAUUGAAAGAUGAUGACAGUGGGGACCAUGAUCAGAAUGAAGAAAACAGCGCACAGAAAGAUGGUGAGAAGGAAAAAACAGAACGAGACAAAAGCCAGAGCAGCAGCAAGAGGAAGGCUGUUGUCCCCGGACCAGCAGAGCACCCGCUGCAGUACAACUACACGUUCUGGUACUCCAGGAGGACCCCCGGCCGGCCCACCAGCUCGCAGAGCUAUGAGCAGAACAUCAAACAGAUUGGCACCUUUGCCUCUGUGGAGCAGUUCUGGAGGUUUUACAGCCACAUGGUACGUCCCGGAGACCUGACAGGCCACAGUGACUUCCAUCUCUUCAAAGAAGGAAUCAAACCCAUGUGGGAGGAUGACGCGAAUAAAAACGGCGGCAAGUGGAUCAUCCGGCUGCGGAAGGGCUUGGCGUCGCGCUGCUGGGAGAACCUCAUCCUGGCCAUGCUGGGGGAGCAGUUCAUGGUCGGGGAGGAGAUCUGUGGGGCUGUGGUCUCCGUGCGGUUCCAGGAAGACAUUAUUUCCAUUUGGAACAAGACUGCCAGCGACCAAGCCACCACAGCCCGAAUCCGGGACACUCUUCGGCGAGUGCUUAACCUACCUCCCAACACCAUUAUGGAAUACAAAACCCACACCGACAGCAUCAAGGCCUGGGAGGAGUUUCAUGGCCUGGUGAACAGCAGCGGCCGCUGAUCGGACGCUCCCCUCUGUCUCUCACACUCAGGGGACAAUUCAAGCUUUCGAAAUACAAAAAUCACAUUGUGAACGUACACAGCUGGCAAUAAUCCCUUUCUGUGUGUGUGUGUCCCCAAAAUGGAUGGAGGUCUCCAGCUGGCCCUUCCAUCUGCUCACGGAAGGGACGUCCCUGAGUGGCCGCUCCCUUUUGCACUCGUUCCUGGAGGACGGAUUCCGCUAGACACCCUCCAGCGGCGCUGACUUUAUAAAGCGGACGAAUGGCAAACGUGACUGUGUAAUAGACACACUUUUUUUUUAUGGGUCUCUGUGGGGGGAGUCUAGCCUUUGGUAUCGCUGUGUGCUGGCCGGGUGCCUCCCGGGCCUCCUGCCGUGCGAAGGGUGCAUGGCCGCGGACACCAGCCCGAGCUGCUGGCCUCGAGCUCCCAGUGUUAGGAGCGCCUGUGCGUCCAGGAAACGCUUUGUGUUGGAGCGCCCCGGGAUAGCUGUAAAUGCUCUCUUCUAGCUUUGCCAUUAAAUUAUUGGGACAUUUUGUUUAUUUCGCUCCCCUCUUCCCCCAAGCCCACCACCCUCUGACAGCAUGUUACUGUGUGUGGUCUCCUGCCUUACGCCCUCUGGUCUCCCCUGGGAUGGGUCUCCCCUGGGGUGGGACUCUCCUCCUCAGGCACUGCUGCGCUUAGAACUGUAACCCGGAGGGCCACCGCCCUCCCUGCGGCGCCCUAGAGGUGCGACUCUGUAAAUUAAAGUGGGGCGCCAGCCUGCUGAGUCCACAGCCAAAUCCAGGAUGCCCACAGAAGCUUCUGGCAGGCUCCUGCAGGCACGCGUCAGAGAGGCGGGGUGGUCUGCUGCGGAGGGAGUGCAGCCGGAGGUCGAAGAGCGUGCGGGACCAGUCCCACAGCAGCCGCGAAGGAGCACUGUCUUGCCAGGCUCUUGUGAGCAGAGAUCGAAGUACCUUAAAUUAAGGUCCCUCCUAACCUCUGUCCUUGCAGGCCAGAGGGCCUUAGCCACUGGUCUCAGAGAAGUUGGACGUGAGCAACAGGCGUUUCCUUAUUGUACUUAUAUCGCUCCUCCUACUUUCCAUCUCCUGAACGCCCUCAGAGCGCUACUGUCUUGGCGUGCUUUCUCCUAAAAGAACAGAGGAUACAGGGGCCAAAGGGAGGUGCUUGCAUUACAGAUGAUGUUAGAUCGGAAAAGAAGACCUAGCAGUGAUUUAAACUCCAGGAAGACGAAGGAUAAAUUCUGGUGCCCAGACCGUUGUCAAGGGCGCAGGCACACGCGCAGGAGCAGCGCUGGCUAACGUGGGGAGCGAGGCGGCCUCCCGGGAUCUGCCUGCGCCCCUGGGAGGCCUCCCCUUUUGCCUGAACUCCAACUUGCCGUGGCAGUCUCAGAGCGCGCGGGCGCUGGAGUUCGCCCUCCUUUGGGCACCUACCGGGCUGGGGCGUGUGCAUAAUGCGUGUGUAACGUGUGCACGGUGAGGACUUUGUAAUGCCAGAGAUUAGGCGUAUUGUCCGUGUUCAUGUUGCUUUUCCUUUCUUUUCUUUUUUGGCCUCAUUUCCAGUUUUUUUACUCUCUUGUAUUCCUGGAGCUGCUGUGUUUCCCCUUCCUCUUUGUCAUUGCAGUACAUGAAAGUGAUUUUUCCCACCCACACGAGGCUGACGCAGUGCUGGGUGGGACCAGGGCUACGCCUCUUAGGCAGCAUUUCACCCUCAGGGUGCCCCAGGGGCUCUGCCGGCAGCCUUUGGCCGGAGCCUGAAGAGUCCGCGGGUCCAGCCGCCAGCUCUCCAGCCCAGCUCGGCGGACCUUUCCGCCUCCGCCUCCGGAGGCCUCUGCUGGGCCGAGACAGGACGCAGGACGGCCAUGGCGUCGCCUG
Pteronotus mesoamericanus is the source of this 2747-nucleotide messenger RNA. RefSeq names its product eukaryotic translation initiation factor 4E family member 2 (gene EIF4E2). NCBI's taxonomy places the organism in Eukaryota, Metazoa, Chordata, Mammalia, Chiroptera, Mormoopidae. The record is from RefSeq and is a predicted model, not a curated record. Bases 119 to 877 code for a protein of 252 amino acids. Gene Ontology annotation, molecular function: translation initiation factor activity; RNA 7-methylguanosine cap binding. Gene Ontology annotation, cellular component: cytoplasm; eukaryotic translation initiation factor 4F complex. Gene Ontology annotation, biological process: translational initiation. The transcript is spliced from 9 exons.